CGACCACGUCUUCUUCGACGGGAUGUAUUCGAUAGGAUUGCUGUACCGGUGAGAAGAAUGAAUAGUUGUGAAGAUGCUUUACGAGGAGUGGUACGGAAUAUUCCUAUACAUGUCGAGGGAGCUGAGAAGAAAAACAUGGACAGUUUUGUCGGUGAGCCAGCCGGCUAUGGAACACUCAAUGGUGGCCCGUUUCGGCGGAGACUAAGUGAUUCCGGCGGAAGUGAACUGGGUAUCCCUUCUCCCAGAGGGUUUAGAAGAGCAAUGAGUAGCGGUCGACUAUCUCCGUCCACACUUCCGAAAACCUCCAACUCUCAGCCACAACUCUCAUCCGAUGAUGACGAUCGUCGUACCAUCCGCAGUGACAUCAGUCCACAUCGGACCCUCGUCAUCCCCAGCUCAGUUCCUGGAGGUAAAUCGAUUGAAAUCCCUCUGGGAUCCGUCAGCCUGAGCUCAUCACGACAAGACCUCACCUUCCCUCGAAAUGAUCGUGGUCGUAGCCCAAAACCGGAGUCUCAAAUGGAAAAGCUCACACAACGGCUGAAGAACCUCGCAAAACCGUUCCGAAGCCCGAGUCGGCAAAGUAAUGAACGAGACAAGACCCGGUGUGCGAGCCCAGCGGACAGCAGCGGAAUUUCAGCCGAUAUCACUGAUUCGAAUUCUGGAGAAGAUACCAAGGUGAGUAGGACCCUGAACCAUACGGCAGUAUCGAUUAAACUUCAAUCAUUAGACUUUGUUUGGUUUUCUUUGGUUUACUCAGUGUAA
This is a messenger RNA of Haemonchus placei, 762 nucleotides long. The record is from the annotation of a GenBank genome assembly. Lineage: Eukaryota; Metazoa; Nematoda; Chromadorea; Rhabditida; Trichostrongylidae.